Messenger RNA from Topomyia yanbarensis, 1840 nucleotides. RefSeq lists its product as uncharacterized. Gene Ontology annotation, cellular component: peroxisome; aggresome. The record is from RefSeq and is a predicted model, not a curated record. Bases 1 to 1821 code for a protein of 606 amino acids. Gene Ontology annotation, molecular function: ubiquitin protein ligase activity; ubiquitin protein ligase binding; tumor necrosis factor receptor binding. The transcript is spliced from 4 exons. Gene Ontology annotation, biological process: negative regulation of centriole replication; protein autoubiquitination. NCBI's taxonomy places the organism in Eukaryota, Metazoa, Arthropoda, Insecta, Diptera, Culicidae.
AUGUCUACAUACGCUGCCCAGAUGAUUUGUCCUUGCUGUUCCGACACAACCGGAACAGGUCAGACGUGCAAGGAGUGUGGGCAGCUAUGCUGCACCAGUUGCUCUCAAGAACCGAGUGAGCGCGUUUCGCUGUUCACAGCACCGUUCGUGCUUUGCUCGCGGUGUUUCCGCCAAAGGUCGGAAACGGAAGAAACCAACAAAUGUGAACUACACCCAGACCGCAGUCCGAAUCUGUAUUGUCUCACAUGCGAAAAACUGAUAUGUUGCGACUGUUUCAUAAUGCAGGCCGAUCACAAGCGGCAUACGAUCGACAGUGUGGAAAUAGUAUAUCGUCAGAAGCUGUUAGAAACGGUGGAAAAAUUUCGAGAGAUUCCAAAACAAUUAAAGCUGAUCGAUAGGAGCGUGGUCCGACAAGUAGACGAAAAUUUGAAAAUGAUUGAAGAAGUGGAGCAGCAGCUUCUGACGGAUGUACACCGGCUUGUCCAGCAGCAGACAUCGAUUAUACUGGCCCAAACCGAACAAAAAAAGCGAACACUUCUUCAUACUAAGGAAGUUCUCGAUCGAACAGAUUUACAGCAACGAAAGAUUUUGGAAGAAAUCAAAGGGUUGAACACUAACGAGUUUUUACAUAUUCAAGAAUCUUUGAAUAGAAGAUGUGAUAUGAUUUUGAAGGAUGUGGGGCAGUUGCGCGUAGAACCGAUCCGUUGGGAUGAUAUUCAAUGUGAUCUUAUUCCAGCUUGUAAGUUGCAAACAAUAGUCCUAAAUAUCCCGGGAGAUCUCGUUUUGGAGGGCAAACCAGUUUUGAUUCAGUUAAUGGAUGAUUAUGUAAUCCAGUGGACCGUGACCUUCUACCUAAAUCCAUCAACGAUUGGAUUGGAGAUGUAUCCCAAUCAGGUGUUGGACGAGUUUCCGUUUAGAACCUUCGUGGAAAUUUCCCAUCCGACGACAAUGAAAAUAACCGGUGCAAGCUUUAGCUUCCGCGAGUCGAUGGAUCGCAGUGAACUAGUUUCGAUAGACAAGCUUAAGGCUGGUGGAUAUUUGUCAGACGAAGGAGACUUGAAGCUACGAAUCGGAGUCCGUCCUGAGAAUAUCACAGAUGAGAAUCGUUUAGUUAAAAUGUUUUUACUCGAGCAACGCAAACGAAAUGAUCGUUUGACGGUGGAGGUAGCUGUACUCAAGGAUCAGUAUGUCACCCUACAAGCGGAUAGUUCCCGUGUCAGAUCCGAUUCAAAUCUAGCGAAGGAAUCGUACGAAACAUUGAUAUUAAACUUAAAGAAAGAGAUUGCAAAGUUAAAGCAGGCCGCCGAAAAAUGUCCGACCACUCCGAGCAGUCUUGAUAGUAUCUCGUUCGCACCAACGGACGAUGCCAAGCAGAAACUGACGCUGGAUAUGAAACGUCUGCAAGCCAAACUUGAGACAAUGAAGAUAGCGAUGAAAUCGAUGAAUCCUUUUGCUAUCGGAAGUUUUGAGAUAUACCGUUGGUCUAGAGAGACGAAAUUCUAUUCACCGCACAUCACGUCGUACAACGGAAUUACGGUUUACGUGAUCGUGCAGCCCAAUUUCGCCAACAACAGCAAUCCGGCGGUUAACGCCUACAUCUGUUGGGCGAAAGGGCCAAAGAAGAGGUGUGAAGUGUUCAUCGAAGUGAUCAACGAGUACGAGGAGGAUUGUGUCCGGGAGGAUCGUGUAUUUGACUUUUCCAAAGGAACAAGCUUCUCGUGGCAGAGUGUGAUCACACAUUAUAAACUAUUUCGCGAGGGAGGUUUUCUUGAGGAUGAUAACCUGACGAUUCAAUUUGGCUUGAGACCACUGUUGGAGUGAAUUAUUUUUUUGCGGAAAA